Salvia splendens (bonfire salvia) is the source of this 1482-nucleotide messenger RNA. Its product is annotated as type 2 DNA topoisomerase 6 subunit B-like. Gene Ontology annotation, molecular function: protein-macromolecule adaptor activity. The coding region runs from base 24 to 1433 and encodes 469 amino acids. Lineage: Eukaryota; Viridiplantae; Streptophyta; Magnoliopsida; Lamiales; Lamiaceae. The record is from RefSeq and is a predicted model, not a curated record. Gene Ontology annotation, cellular component: condensed chromosome. The transcript is spliced from 12 exons. Gene Ontology annotation, biological process: reciprocal meiotic recombination; meiotic DNA double-strand break formation.
GUAUUCUCUCUCUAUCACCGCAAAUGGAGGUAAAUUCAGUGCAGGACAUUUUGAAUUUGCUUAUUUCUUCUGCUUUCCGUAGAUGCCGCAUGUUAGACGAUCAAUGCAGAUUAUCCGUAUCUAUUAAACACACGCGCUCUUCAGUUCUAAUCUCAGUUUCUGAUACAGGUACUGGAAACAAUUUGGAGGAAUUUACUGAAAUGAAAUGCAAAAACGACACUGUUUUGUCUGGUAAAUGGGACGGGCUUCUUUCUGUAAUGACCACAAGCAGCUCUGACAAAGAAAUACAUCGCUUAAAAUUUGACUUAAAAGAAGUUGUUGCCUCAAGAAGACUGGUGAGACUACCAUCAGUAACAAAGAGUGGUGCAAAAUUCAGGCAAUCUGUUUUUACCUCUUUCACGUGUCUAAUGUAUUGUCUACCAUUAUCAUUGUCCCUUUAUGAAGAAUUUGAUUUUCUUGUAACAAUGUUACACCUCUAUCUUCAAAAGAUUCUUCUUCUAAAAGCAUUUAAGAUUGCAAUUGAACUGAUAGUAGAAUCUGGUGGUGGUACAAAAUCAUAUUUUCUGCAAAAUGCAUGCAGCACCCCAGCUACGAAUGAUGUAAAUAGUUACAACCUGACGUUGGGACUUGAAGAAUAUGUUUCCAAGCAUGGGAACAAACUUACCGAAGCUUGUCACUCUUGCUUCUCAACUGGAAAGAACCUCAAAGUUGGUUCUGGGGUAGCUUGUAGCAGAGAAAACCACCAAAACUCAGGCCAGGUGAUGGAAGCUGUAAUCAUCAUCAGCAAUGUAUCAAUGUUGGACCAAUCUUCCUGCUCCAGGUUAUAUGGCCGCAGAACAGAGGUCUUGUACUUCAAAGAUUUCUCUCCCUGCUCAAUGCCACAAUCAUCUCUAGAAGCAUUGAACAGCAUUGACUGGAAAAAUUAUGGAUUAGUUCUAAAAAGUGUUGGAGAACAAGAUGGCAUCACAAUAUUAGAGUGGGAAAACUUAUCCCCGUCUUCUCACAUUGAUAUUGCACUCCACAUAUAUGAUAAACAGACAUUGCCUUGCUCGCACAGUAGCAGAACUGAUAGGUACCUCACCAGGAAAGCUCUCAAGCAGGCAUUGUCUGACCUGAAGAAGAGGAAUGCAGGAACAUUACUCAGUGAGCGUGCUGUCAAGAUAUGCAAUUAUGCACCCGAUCUUGCCAAAACAAUUUCAGGCUUGAUCAUGUCUUCGCUAGACUUGAACUUCAAAAGAGAAUGUUUUUCUUUACUUGGGCUGCCAUCUCCGGAACAUGAAAAGGAUAUUGUUGAGAACUGCAUCAAAGAUAAGAUAAUUUCUGUCAUAGCAACAAAUGACUGUGGUAGGCGGGGAACCAAGGAAGCUCCGGCACUUUUCGAGCAGGAACCCGAGAAGGCAUACAAAGGUGUAGGCGAGUAUUUUGAUACGUAGUAGCCUCAAACUUAUGCAACCCCAUUUAUAGAAUUUAUUGUUUUGUGUU